AUGGCGACGGCGACGAGCACGGCAGGUGCGCCUGGCGCGCCCGAGCUGCAGCCCGCGACGCCCGCACAGAUGGCGGCGAUCCGGCGGCUGAUCCAAGUCCUUGCGCGCCUCUUUUACGACGACGGCCAUGUGAUCCUCAUCGACCAGCUCGUGAGCGUAGCCGUCAUCCCCAGCGAUGUGCUUGCGCGGCGUGUCGGUCUCCAAGCGCGCGAUCUUGGGUCGCUUGCGGCUAAGAUGGUCGAGGACCGCAUCCUCUCGAUCCACCGCACGCAGGAGACCAAGGAGGGCAUCGUAAGCCGCUCCUUCUCGCGGACGUACUACUACAUCGACUACAAGCAGGUGCUCGAUGUGACCAAGUGGCGCAUGAUGGCGAUGCGCCGCGAUAUUGAUACGCGCCUGCGCAAUGGUCUAGACAACAAGGGGUACGUGUGCCCCCGGUGCCACCGCUCCUACUCUACGCUGGAGGUCGCACACCUGCUCGACUUUUCGCGCAACGUCUUUGUGUGCGAGGUGCCCGGCUGUUUUACCGAACUCGUCGACAACGAGGACGCAGAGGACGUGCGCAAGUCCAAAGAUACCCUCACGCGCUUCAACGAGCAGCUGCAUGGCGUGCAGCAGGCGCUGCGCAGCGUUGAAGGCGUCGCGCUGCCGCCGAUGGACAUCCACGCCUGGCUCGCCAAGCACGCCGCGCAGCAGCCGUGGCAGGCAGAGACCGAGCGCGACGAUACGCGCCUCGUGCCCGGCGCCGCGCCCCCGCCCAAGCCCAAGGCGCCCCAGGUCACGAUCGAGCUCAGCGGGGCAGACCCCGGCGCAGACUUUGCCAAGCAGCAGCGGCGCGCGCGCGAGGAGGAGCAGCAGCGCCAGCAAAACACACUGCCCGCGUGGCACCUGGCCUCGACGGUGAGUGGCGAGCAGACGGGCCUUGGCAAGGUCCACGCCGAGCGCCGCGCCGCCGAUGCGCUCGUCGCCGAGACCAGCGCACAGCCCGAGGCACAAGAAGAAGUGGACGUCGAGUACUACACGCGCUACGCCUCGCAGCUCGACGAGUCCGCGAAGCGAGGCGCCGACGAAUCCGACGCACCCGAUGCAAAGCGCACACGCACCGAGGAGCCCGACGAGGAGGAGGAUCUCGAUAUGGACGAUGUCAUUUAG
Malassezia japonica is the source of this 1152-nucleotide messenger RNA. RefSeq lists its product as uncharacterized. NCBI's taxonomy places the organism in Eukaryota, Fungi, Basidiomycota, Malasseziomycetes, Malasseziales, Malasseziaceae. Gene Ontology annotation, cellular component: transcription factor TFIIE complex. The record is from RefSeq and is a predicted model, not a curated record. Gene Ontology annotation, biological process: transcription open complex formation at RNA polymerase II promoter; transcription initiation at RNA polymerase II promoter. Bases 1 to 1152 code for a protein of 383 amino acids. The transcript is spliced from 2 exons.